CUCAAGGGGGCGAGGUCAGAGGCGGGCAGGGAGACAAGGCUGACCAGAAGGAGGCGCGGGGCCCAGCGUGUGGGCGGCCGGCUGAGGUCCUGCCCCGUCCAGGCCAUGUCUUGUCUGCUUCACACCAUCUGCCAGGGGCCCCGCAGGGUCGUCCUCUCAGGGUGGCCACCAGUGGGGGUGGCGCUCUGCCUGGGGACCCCUCAGGCCACCCUGACCCUGGCCUCAUUCAGACAAGUGGUCUGGCAAGGCCAGUCUGUGCAGUGACUGUGUCGGGGUAGCCCUGCCUGCCCAAGAAAGCCUGGGAAAGGGUGGCAGCCUGUGCAAAGGCCCUGAGGCAGGGAUCCGGAGGGGUGGGAGUGGCAGCCAGGCCAGGGGGCAGGGCACGGGGUGGAGGGAGGCAGAGAUGGUGACACGGGCCCAGGUCCUAGGUGGACGGAGCCCGUGUGGAAAGCCCUGCCCACAGAGACGCCCUCCAGGCUUGCAGAAGGGCCCUAAGCCUCAGUGCCCCCGGGGCCAUGGGGCUGUGCCCUGAGCUGAGCCCAAGGGCACCCACAUGGAAGAGGGCCCAGCACCUACCACAUCCAAGCUGGGUGCCCCCCGUUUCUGCGCUUCCUGUCUGCACAGAGGGCAAAUGAGGGCCCAGAGAGGGCGAUCUGGGGUGCCCAGCAAGGCGGCUGCAGCGCCAGGCCAACCCCACCCUGGGCCAGCCCUUCCCUCUACCCCGUGUCGGCAGCUGAGCCGGCUCACAGGGAUCGGGGCCCCCUGGCCUCCGUGACCCCCUCAAACUGACGAAGAGGGUCCCCGAGCAGCUCUGCCCACGGCUGCAGUCACAAGCCACAGGUCGCCUGGCGCAACAACUCCAUGUCUGGGGCGCAACACCCCAUCCCUGUUCAUGGGUCAGGGAGCGAAGUGCCCCCAGACCAGGGCAGGGCCCCAAGCAGGGUCUCAGUGGGCCCAGAUGCCUGGCCAGGGGCUCGGGAUGGGGGAGGCAAGACGGCGCGGGUGGUCCUGGUCCUGGGCUUCCUGAGGCGGCGUCCCUGUGGGUCCAGGAGCAGUGGAGGGCAGGGGGCUGGGGAGAGGCCUCCUCCCUGCUCCCCUUGCACGGGGGCCCCACCCCAGGCUCACCUUGGGAGGGGACAGAUGGAAACGCUGUGGAGGGCGGCGGCGGAGGUCCCUGUCCGGGGCCUUGUCCUUAACUCCCACCCCAGUGCGCAUACGCUCCCCUGCGCCUGGCCUCCUGCCUGCCAUGGGGCCGUGCCAAAGGGCCCAGCACGUACAGCUGCUCUGGGUAGUACAGCUCAUAAGUACACAGUGGCCAGCCCUCUGGCUGGGUGGGGACCGGAAGCUGGGGUUGGGGGGCUCCAGGCCUCUUCCUUCCACGUCAUCCUGGAAGACUUCCUGGAGGAGGCGUCUAUGCUGAGCCUGGAGGACGCGGUCAGGACCAGGAAGAGCAUGGCGGAGGCAAGAGGGGACUGCUGGCCCAGGCAGGGUGAGCCGGGCGGCAGAUACGGCAGACGUGCGGGCCUCCCGGCACGGGAGGCAGCCAGGGUUAAUCAUUUGCCGGCGGCCUUGACCCUCACCCUGCUCCCGCGUCCCGCCGCUCCUCACGCCAGCCCAGGAGGAGCCAUGGGGUGCUGGGCCUGGGUCGCCAGCCCCUGCCCCCCGCCCAGGCCAGCCCUGCUGUUGCUGCUGCUACUGCUGCUGCCUCGCGGGGCACAGCCCCAGGCUGCCAGGAGCCAAGGGGAGCCCCCAGGACACAACGCCACAGUAACUCCUGUGACCCCUGUAACCUCAGUGACCCCCAGCACUGCAGCCGUGGGAGCAUCCCAGACAGAGGGGCCCCCUGGUGGAGGGCUCACCCCCCUGCCCUGGGGAGCCCCCUCCAACGGCCCUAGGGGCACAGCAGUGCUCACCGAGGCCGGGCAGCCCUGCAGGUUCCCAUUCCGCUACGGCGGCCGCAUGCUGCACUCUUGCACUGCAGAGGGAAGCGCCCACAGGAAGUGGUGUGCCACGACUCACAACUAUGACCGGGACAGGGCCUGGGGCUACUGUGUGCAGGACCCCGCUCCCCAGGGGGGCCCAGCCCCCCGGGACCCCUGUGCCUCUGGCCCCUGCCUCCACGGAGGCUCAUGCUCCAGCACACAGGACCCCGAGUCACACCACUGCACCUGCCCUGAGGCCUUCACCGGCCAGGACUGCGGCACAGCAAAGUGCUUUGAUGAGAGCCGCUACGAGUACCUGGAGCCGGGCGAUCGUUGGGCCCGCGUGCACCAGGGCCGCGUGGAACAGUGCAAGUGCGCGGGGGGCCAGGUCCACUGUGAGGGGACCCGCCACACAGCUUGUCUGAGCAGCCCCUGCCUGAACGGCGGCUCCUGCCACCUGAUCGUGGCCACCGGGACCACCGUCUGCGCCUGCCCCCCAGGCUACGCCGGGCGGCUCUGCAACAUUGUGCCUGCCCAACGCUGCUUCGUGGGGACCGGCACCGAGUACCGAGGCGUGGCCAGCACGGCGGCCUCAGGCCUCGGAUGCCUGCCCUGGAACUCCGACCUGCUCUACCAGGAGCUGCACGUGGACUCCGUGGGUGCCGCGGCCCUCCUGGGCCUGGGCCCCCAUGCCUACUGCCGGAACCCAGACAAGGACGAGAGGCCCUGGUGCUACGUGGUGAAGGACAGCGCCCUCUCCUGGGAGUACUGCCGCCUGGCGGCCUGCGGUGCGCGCAGCUGGAGGUGGUCCCGGGAGGCGCAGGAAUCCCUUGCCAGGAUUCAGCCCCCGCCCACCGAGGCCCUGCUGACCCUGCCUGGGCCCGAAGCCGCUGGACCAGCUGGACGCCAGACCUGCGGCAAGAGGCACAAGAAGAGGACCUUCCUGCGGCCCCGCAUUAUCGGCGGCUCCUCCUCGCUGCCCGGCUCCCAUCCCUGGCUGGCCGCCAUCUACAUCGGGAACAACUUCUGCGCGGGGAGCCUCGUCCACACCUGCUGGGUGGUGUCUGCCGCCCACUGCUUCUCUAACAGCCCCCCCAGGGAGAGCGUCUCCGUGGUUUUGGGCCAGCACUUCUUCAACCGCACGACGGACGUGACACAGACAUUUGGCAUCGAGAAGUACAUCCCGUACCCGCUGUACUCGGUGUUCAACCCCAGUGACCACGACCUCGUCCUGAUCCGGCUGGAGAAGAAAGGGGAGCGCUGCGCCGUCCGCUCCCAGUUCGUCCAGCCCAUCUGCCUGCCCGAGCCCAGCAGCCCCUUCCCUGCGGGACACAAAUGCCAGAUAGCGGGCUGGGGCCACCAGGAUGAGAACGUGAGCGGCUACUCCCCUUCGCUUCGGGAGGCGCUGGUCCCCUUGGUCGCGGACCACAAGUGCAGCAGCCCUGAGGUGUAUGGGGCCGACAUCAGCCCCAACAUGCUGUGUGCCGGCUACUUCGACUGCAGGUCGGACGCCUGCCAGGGGGACUCCGGCGGGCCACUGGCCUGCGAGAAGAACGGCGUGGCCUACCUGUAUGGCAUCAUCAGCUGGGGCGACGGCUGUGGGAGGCUCAACAAGCCUGGCGUCUACACCCGCGUGGCCAACUACGUGGACUGGAUCAACGACCGGAUUCGCCCCCACAAGCGACCCGCGAGUCCCUCCUGAGCCCCCCUCUACCCCGGGGCCUUGUGUCCUGCUGUUCCCUCCUUGCUGCCAAUAAAGAUGUUUCCAAGACCCCCCCACA
Molecule: messenger RNA, 3703 nt
Organism: Capra hircus (goat)
Lineage: Eukaryota; Metazoa; Chordata; Mammalia; Artiodactyla; Bovidae
Gene: HGFAC
Product: HGF activator
Exons: 14
Coding region: 862-3624 (920 amino acids)
Biological process (GO): blood coagulation; zymogen activation
Cellular component (GO): rough endoplasmic reticulum; extracellular region
Molecular function (GO): serine-type endopeptidase activity
Source: RefSeq, a predicted model, not a curated record